This is a messenger RNA of Oxyura jamaicensis (ruddy duck), 750 nucleotides long. Its product is annotated as protein PELPK1-like. Lineage: Eukaryota; Metazoa; Chordata; Aves; Anseriformes; Anatidae. The transcript is spliced from 2 exons. Bases 6 to 647 code for a protein of 213 amino acids. The record is from RefSeq and is a predicted model, not a curated record.
CCUCGAUGUCCUCAACGUCCCUGAUGUCCCCAAUGUCCUCAACGUCCCCGAUGUCCCCAACCCGAAGGACGAAGACCCGUCAUGGCCUGAUGUCCCUGAUGUCCUCAACGUCCCCAAUGUCCCCAACCCGAAGGAUGAAGACCCAUCAAGGCCUGAUGUCCCCGAUGUCCCCCAUGUCCCUGAUGUCCCCAACGUCCCCCAUGUCCCCGAUGUCCCCGAUGUCCCCAACCCCAAGGACCAAGGGCCACCAUCGCCUGAUGUCCCCGAUGUCCCCAACGUCCUUGAAGUCCUCGAUGUCCCCAAUGUCCCCAACCCAAAGGACGAAGACCCACCCUGACCUGAUGUCCCCAACGUCCCCAUUGUCCCCAACCCAAAGGACUGAGAACUCCCAUGGCCUGAUGUCCCCGAUGUCCCCAACGUUCCUGGUGUCCCCAACCCAAAGGACCAAGACCCGUCAUGGCCUGAUGUCCCCAACGUCUCUGAUGUCCUCAAUGUCCCCGAUGUCCCCAACCUUAAGGACAAGGACCCGUCAUGGCCUGAUGUCCUCGAUGUCCCUAACGUCCCCGAUGUCCCCAAUGUCCCCAACCCGAAGGAUGAAGACCCGUCAUGGCCUGAAGUCCUCGAUGUCCCCAAUGUCCCCAACCUGAAGGACGAAGACCCGCCAUGGCCUGAUGUCCCCAACGUCCCCGAUGUCCCCAAUGUCCCCAACGCGAAGGACGAGGACUCGUCAUGACCUGAUGUCCUCGAUGU